UUUCUUUUCUUUUCUUUUUUUCUUUUCUUUUCUUUUCUUUCUUUUUCUUUUCUUUCCUUUUCUUUUCUUUCCUUUUCUUUUCUUUCCUUUUCUUUUCUUUCUCUCUCCUGGUUCCCUGUGCGUCUUCCUCGCGUAGCUCGCGUCGCCCCAGCGCCGCAGUCAACCCAAGCAGCGGCUGACCGACGUUCUCCCUAUGGCGGCUCCCCUGGGUCGACCCCGCCGUGCCAGGCGGCUGUCCCGUGCCGUCCGCUGGUCUUAGCAAAUCCGGCCUGGCAGUCCGACAAAUCUGGACGGACGGUCUGGUCUCCUACUGCGGAUGGUGCAUCUCGCAUGGGCCGGCGGCCACCCCCUGAUGGUCGGCGUCUCCCAGAGGACUGACAUGGUUGUCCCUCCCUCCGGCGUUCUGGCUGUCCGGAGAGCAACCGCGUGCUUCCGCUGCCGGCCGCCGUUGCCUAGGAAGGUGGCGGCCAAGCGUCCGGGUGGUGCCGAGGGGCCAGGCUGAGUUGCCUCCGCUCUCUCUUGGCCGGUCAAGCUGCUGGGGCUUGUGGGUAACUGCCGCCCCGCAUCUUUUUUCUCCUUGGAUCGGCGGAAGUUCAUGCAUGCAUAGAAUAGGCAUUCCGCCCUCUGUCAUACUGCCGGCUGCUAGCGGCGCGGGUUCCCCCCAGUUGGGCGAUGGGCCAGGCUGGAUUUCACAUUCCCAGGGUCCCGCGUUGUCCGGCGGUCUCCUCGGCGCUCCUCUUCAUCCGGACGGCAGGGUGGUUCCCACCCCCCUUUUUCCUUCUUGCUUGCCAAUGACGGAAACCAUGUGUGCGUGGGGUCCAGCUUUUCUUCCAUGAAAGCAUCUCGCGGGUCCAUCACAGGCUGCUGCCCGGCGCCCCACGCGAGCAGUCCUCCCAGCGUCCGGCUCCUCCUUGGCCGCAUAGAGUUGGUUGGGGCCGGCCAGCCGGCCGGUCGCCCUUUACCGGCACGACAUCGCCUAGGAAGUCGACGGUUGUCCUGUUGCUGACCGGCUUCACCCCCAUCUAAGUGGUCAUGUGGGUGUGAGCCCCCCUGUUGGCGCACUCCAAGUUGACGGGCAGGCUUGACGCCUCGUAUACGCUAACUUUCUUUUGUUUUGUUUCUGAUGUGUAGGUGCACUCCAUCCCGUUUGACCAUGCAACAUGGAGGGUGCUCUUCUCAUCAAAACGAUGGUCGAGGUUCUCACACGGCAAUGCAAGUUGAAGUUCAGCCCCUCCCCAAACCAUCGGACUCGGGGCUGCCGGCCAUCAUUGAAGGAAAGCAGGGGGCGGCCAUGAAACCCAUACGGGUCAGCCGCGGCCCCAGACCACGUAUGCAUGGGGGAAAAGCUACAGAACAUCAGGUCGAAGCUCCAGCCAGACAGAUUGCUACUUCCGAGGGUCAGCAACUGAGCGUUCCACGCAUAGCACGAGCACAACAUGUGGACAUGUCAGACUCUGAUGAUGAUUCUGGUGCUCGGGAGGACCCGAGCCUUUGGUGGGGCCUCGAUAAUAGCGGGAUAGUGAACCUCCCCCCUCAUAUCCAAGAUGAGGACCUUGCCGCUGCAUACAGCCUGAUCGGUGCCAAUUGUUCAUUGAGAACUCCGGAGGCUACUGAGGUACUGAGUCAUCCCCCAGUCCAUUACUUUGGGGUCCAUAUCCGCUCUCUGGAGCUAGGGAUGGUUGUGCCUCUGCAUCCUUUCCUGGUUCGAUUUCUUCACUUCUUGGGUGUGGCGCCGGGCCAACUGGCUCCGACGGCUCAUAUGUUCGUCGCGGCUUUUGUGGCGCGAUGUGAGGACGUGGGCCUCACUCCCACGAUCGAUUUGUUUUUUAGUUGCUUCCAGUGGCGCGCCUCCAGCUUUUUUGCCUCAAUUUCCCAGAGGCCGGUGAGCAAGCUAUUCCGGCCGGGUUACCCUAACUCAGGUAGCCGAUGGAAGAAGAGGUGGAUCUGGGUGUCCGACGCCACCCUUCAAUCACCUCCGUUUCAGUGGGGUGAUCGGCUCCGGAAGUGUGACCGGGUCGCCCUUUCUCCUGACCUCAAGUCAUCCAUCGAGACGUUGUCCGCAGGCGGUCCCCGCUCCAUCAGCUCAUACUUAGAGGUGCCAGACAGGCCUGAGAAGCACAUCAUUGGUGCCGAAUCCGAUGACGAUGACGAAGAAGCCCAGCCAUUCACCGCUCGUGUGGCUCCUACGGCCACCAAAGGAAAAGAGCAUGGAGCUCCCCCAAACCGUGUAGCACAGGUUCCGAGGAGGGUGAGGGUUACCUUUGGGCCUCAGCCAGCCGCACAAGCGGAGAAGAAGCAGAAGAGGGAUAUUGUCGACUUACUGGUCGAAUUGGAUGAGUCUGAUGACGAGGAGGUGGAGCCUCACGUAGCUACUGCUCCUGUGGCCCCCCAGGCCACUGCAGGCAAAGGGCACGGAGCCCCCCCGGGCCGAGAGAGGCAUGUUUUGGAGGGGACGACUGUCACCCCAGAAUUCCAGUCUGCCGGGCAGGCGCAUGAAGAUGCUGGCGAGAAGAUGGCUGAGCGGGUUGGCUGCGACACUCAGCACACAAUUGCUUACACCUUCCCAUCUCCGGGUGCCUCGAUCAUGCAUGAGGGCUUCCCGGUCGUGGAUUAUGCUUCAGCGGUCUUACCGCCGGGUGACCUCGCACGUAUGACCUCCCAGGGGUUUCAGCCUUUCAUGGAGGGUUCUAUUCGGACCCAUGUUGAGGGACUUGCUAAGACCAUUGGGGCACUUUGGGCAGCUAACCAUUCUCAAGCGAGGCUUCAGCGUGAGGUUGAUGAAGUUAGAGCCGCCCUACAGGAUAGGGAGAAAGCCCUCUCCGAGUUGCAGCUCUCGCAUGCGAGAGAGUGUGAAGAAGGGGCCAAGCAGGCGGCCAAGAAAGCGAUCCUCGAGUUCAAGGCCUCCGAUGAGUUCCAGAAAACCAUAUCUGAUAGGGUGGAAGCGAAGGAAUCUGUCUUAGUGAAUAAGUGGCUGAAGACCGACGAGGGGGAGUACUGGCAUGCUCGUGAAGUUCUGCACGCUUUUCAGAGCGGCAAGUACUUGACGCAGCAUAAAUUGUAUGAUCAGUUGGAGGGUCUCGGCCCUGACUUCCAUCCAUCCGCGUUAGGCCUGCCCGCUCGCAUGAAGAAACCUGAGGCAGCAAUAGCCCUCCUGCCCCCCGGAGUCUACCGCCAGGAGGAGGAGUUCGGUAACUCGAACGAAUGGUGCUGGUUCUUUCCACGACCUUCGGAAGACAUGGCCCCCUUUGCGUCUGGCCAGCUGGAGGGAGCUCUAGAGUCCAAUGAAGACUUGGUCGCUGUGUUAGAUGAGAUUCCCGAGGUCGGUGGCGAUGGGCAUGUCCUGCCAUGACUUCGUAUUUUGCAUCUUUCUUGUCUUCCACUUGUACACAUUGUGUUUUGACUGGAUGUUCAAUUUUAAACUCAUGUGUUUCUUUUCCUAUACUUUGCGUUGCGAAUAC
Molecule: messenger RNA, 3458 nt
Organism: Cuscuta epithymum
Lineage: Eukaryota; Viridiplantae; Streptophyta; Magnoliopsida; Solanales; Convolvulaceae
Source: the annotation of a GenBank genome assembly